Anarrhichthys ocellatus (wolf-eel) is the source of this 1938-nucleotide messenger RNA. RefSeq names its product archaelysin family metallopeptidase 2 (gene amz2). Gene Ontology annotation, biological process: proteolysis. The record is from RefSeq and is a predicted model, not a curated record. Gene Ontology annotation, molecular function: metallopeptidase activity. Lineage: Eukaryota; Metazoa; Chordata; Actinopteri; Perciformes; Anarhichadidae.
CAGCGGAAAUGGAUUCCGGUGUCAACACGGUGAACUCGUUUACUUCUAAACAUUGGGACAGAUUAUGCUUCUUUUUUUUUAAACGAAUAAAUCCAUUCAUUUCCCGUAAAAGAGGGAUUUUGAUAGAGCGUCGAGGUGAGGCGUUUGCGUUCUCGAACGGAAGUAUGAAGGUGAUCCGGCACUCUGUCGAGACACUGCAAAGAGCUCUAGUCUCCAAUCGGCAGGACUUAGCUGAGCUGUACAGAAAGUACACAAAAGAAGAAAGGCAUCUUCUGGAGGAAGGAUUCCACCCGGGGCAGCCGAGUGCCCUUUUCCAACCCAUCACAGUGCACUCUGACUCAGACUGGGUCUCUGCUUACCCUGAGAAGCCUCAAGACUUCGAGAAGUUCUACGGAGACCAUUUGCGCAAGACCCCCAAUGCAAGCCACAAUACCAUUUAUAUUCAAACCAUAGGUUCCUUUGGGGACGCGGGGGCCGAGACAGACCGGUACGUGGAGUGGCUCAGAGAAUACUGUCAGGCUUUCUUCUACGGGCUUUCUGUCAAGCUGCUGCCGGCCGUCACUGUGCCCGAAACAGGAUGCUCUUUCAGGGUUAACAGUAGCUCGCACAACCUUCAGAUCCUCACUGGUGACCUGCUACAAUUCCUGUGGAAUAGGAAACCAAAAGAUGCUUUUUGUAUUGUUGGGAUCACAAUGAUUGACCUCUACCCCAAAGACUCCUGGAACUUCUGAGUCUUCUGAGAGGCUUCUCUCAGCAUGGGUGUGGGUGUUUUCAGCUUUGCCAGGUAUGAUGACAACUUCUACAGCCAAAGUUAUGCUGGGAGGCUGAAGAAGGCUCCAGACUACUCUGUGUUUGACGGAUAUUACACUCCCCCCAUCACCAGCACCCUGCUGCUGCGUUCCUGCAAGGCCUUACUGCACUGGAUGGAGGGGGAUCAGAGUCAAACGUCUGGACCAGAGGAGGCCACUUCCUGUCAGUCUGUGCCCCACUUCUCCAAACCCACUGAAGCCUUUCAGACAUCCAGACUGUGGCUCAACAGGUGCCUCGACAUACUGGGAAAAAGAUGAACGAUUGUACUUGUUCAUAAGUCUGGAGAAAAUCUGGAAAUAUUUGCAACAACUGCAAUUUUUCCUGACUGUUACACUUAAUUUCCGGACGACUAGACGGCCCACUAGAGACUUAAUAAGGUGUAUAUUGUGUGGUGCUAGUGUUUCCAGUUUUCUGAAUCUAAAUGAUGUAAAGAUGCAAUAUGUACAUACAAUAUUUUUACGUUAAAGUAUAUCAAAUCAAAAUAGACAAAUAGAUUAGCAGUUGAAUGAGUUGCUUUUCAGUUGAGGUUCAUAAAAACAAAACCUUUCAACGUAAUUAAGUGAUUCAAAUCACUCUUGCUUUAUUAUGAAAAAUUUUUCGUUACAAAAACAGCUUGAUUCUGACAUUUCAUAUCACAUAACAUUCCAUUGUGUCAGCUUGGUGACCGUUUGAUUAAAAAAAUACACUUUUAAUUACAUCUCUUGAGCUUUAUGUAUUUUCUAUAACACGUUACAGAAUCCGGGCAAUGUAUUAUUAUUCUCACAGCUACAUUUGAAUCACAGUUUUUCUGGCAUGGUUACGGUAUUGUUUGCCAGCAGUUCAUCAAGUCAUAGUGUUACGUCUUACCCUCUGCAAUAUCUAAAACUGAGGCACCUCCAUUCAAGCUUCAUCAGUCCAUUUUGAACAUGUCCAUACUUUGCAGUUAUAUCUGUGCGUUAAGGCAAGACUACAUCAAAAGCUUUAUUCACUUAAAGCUAAUUUAGUAGUCUAACUUUUUAAAGAAUUUUAAGAACAUUGAGUCUAGAAUAAAACACAGUCUGGUACAUUAGGAAGGUAAGGCACAACAGAUCAUGUAGUAAAAGUUCUGAGGAAUGCUCUCGGAUCAUAAACAUCUUUGGUCGUUCUCUU